This is a messenger RNA of Porites evermanni, 6166 nucleotides long. The record is from the annotation of a GenBank genome assembly. Lineage: Eukaryota; Metazoa; Cnidaria; Anthozoa; Scleractinia; Poritidae.
UUUAUUUUUACAGGGGGAUAUUACUCCGAUGAUUUCGGCUACUUAAGUACAAGCUGCAAGAAAUGCCCAAACGGUUCAUUCGUUGCUUACGAUAGAGCACAUUUUUUUUUUUUCUAUUAUAUUGAUUAGGGUGUUUCGAUAUAGUUUUUCAGAGCGAUACCGAUAUUUUUCAAUAGCUUUAAAAGUGAUUGUAUCCUUGUCUGAUCGCUAUGAAAUUUUCACCCACGAUUGUGUAUAAAUUGACAUUUGUCAAAGUGUAGGUUUUAGUAAAAUCGAUAUUACUAUGACAACAAAAAACAAAAACUUUAAAAUUGAUAAACGCUUAAUUUUGCCCGAUCUAGACCAGCUACUGAAAAUCCGACACUAGGAACUUAGUUUGGUGUUUAGCAAAUAACCUCCGUAAUAAUUAAAAAUUUAUGUAUGUUUAAAUUCGACUAAAACGAAAAUAUAUUUCAAACCUUAAAUUUUCAAUAGCCGUGAUAUAUUGCUUAAUAAAAACGUCAUAAAUGACUCAAAUUAUUCUUAAGUAGCUCAGAAUGCUGCUUAUUAUCAUAUUUCGAUGCUAGGAAACUUUCGGGUAUGUUCGUUUCUGGGAUCUUAAAAACUAACUCGUUUUCUCACCACCUGUCUAAGUGCAACUUCAUUCAAAAUUUGGACUUUUAGCGCUUCUUUGUAUAUCUCUGAAACGACUCGAACGACUAUUUUUAAAAAUCUCUACACAUAAUCUUUAUAAUGUAUAUAAUAAUUUCUGAAACAUUCAUUAAGGUUGAUUCACUGUAACACCUUGAAAUUUUUCAAGACAAACCUAUCCUACGAGCUAGUCAAAAAUCCGCGCUACAACAUUCACUGUUUUGACAUCAUGCUAAUUUUUCCAAAUUAAUGCGGACAAUACAUAUAUCCAUGACUAGUACAUUUCAAUGUGAGUAUUGUCAAUGUUAAUGUAUAGUGCGCAUCAUUUUGGAAAAAUUAGCAUAACGUCAAAACAGCGAAUGUUGUAACGCAGAUUUUUGACAGGUUCGUAGGAUAGGUUUGUCUUGAAAUUUUAAGAUGUUGCAGUGAAUCAAUCUCAAUGAAAGUAAGUUUCAGACCUUAUUACAGGUAUUAUGAAGAUUAUGUGAAGAGAUUUUAAAAAAAUUCGUUCGAGUCGUUUCAGAGAUAUACAAAAAAGCGCUAAAAGUCCAAAUUUUGAAUGAAGUUGUACUUAUACAGCUGGUGAGAAAACGGGUUAAUUUGAAGAUCGAAAAUAAACCAACAUUUCCUAGCCUAAUAAGGAUGAUAUUAAGCAGCAUUCUGACACUACUUUAGAAUAAUUUGAGUCAUUUAAAACGUUUUUAUUAAAUAACCUAUCACGGCUAUUGAAAAUUUAAGGUUUAAAAUAUAUUUUCGUUUUAGUCGAAUUUAAACAUACAAAAUUUUUUACUUUUUUCGGAGAUUGUUUGCGAAACACCAAACUUUAAGUUCCUAGUGUUGGAUUUUCAGUAGCUGGUCUAGAUCACACAAAAUUCGGCUUUUAUCAGUUUCAAUUUUUUUGUUUAUUGUUGUCAUAGUAAUAUCGAUUUUGCUUAAAACUACAUUUUCAUAAAUUUCAAUCCAUAGCCAGUCACUGGUGAAAAUUUUACAGCGAUCGGACAAGUAAAAAACCACUUUUAAGGCGAUUAAAAAAUAUCGGUAUGACCUCUGAAAAACUGUAUCGAAACACCUUGAAAGAUACAGCAAAACCAGGGAUUAAUGAUGCAUUCAUCUUUCUUUAAUCUCAAAGCCUCGGAGCCAAGGUAUGAGUUUUGAUGCAUCAAAAAUUAUUCUACAGUGGAAUAUACAAUUAGCCUAACUCGGACCAGUGGGGGAAAAAGGCAAAAAACGGGGUAAAAUACGAAAAAUAACGGCGAGUGAAGAAAGCCGAGCGGUCCUGUCCCCAGACUACCUAUCGGCUCGCUUCGCUCGAGUAAUUGAUUUAUUUUCAUUUGAGUAUAAUGGCUUAAGAGAAUGAUCUAUGUUGAUUUUUUAAAUUUGUUUAUAAUGGCUAACAUCAUAACAUCAGUUGAGACUACCCAAAAUUGCAAGUCCAAAAAUACCGAAUGUUGCCUUACAAGGUGUUUCGAUACAUUUUUUGCAGACCAUACCGAUGUUUUUCAAUCGCCUCAAAAAUGAUGUUAUCUUUGUCCGAUCGUCACAAAAUUUUCACUAAGAUUAUCAAUUAAAGUUUUUCAAAAAUACAGUUUUUGGUAAAAUCAAUAUCACUAUGACAACAAUAAACAAAAAACUUUAAAAUCGAUUAAAUCCGAAUUUCGCGCGAUCUAGACCUGCUACUGAAAAUCCGACACCAGGACCUAAAAGUUUGGUAUUUAACAAAUAACCUCCGAGAGAAGUACAAAAUUCUGUAUGUUUAAAUUCAAAUAAAACGUAAGCAUAUUUCAAACCUUAUAUUUUCAAUAGCCGUGAUAAAUAUUAUAAUAUAAAAAUUCUAAAUAACUCAAAUUAAUCUUAAGUAGCGUCUGAAGGCUUUGAUCCUGAAAACUAUUAAACUGUUUUCUCACCACCUGUCUAUGUGCAACUUUGUUCUGAAUAUUGGCUUUUAGAGCUUUUCUGUAUAUUUUUAAAAAAAUGGCUCCACAGAAUUUUUUUUACCCUCACCACACAAUCUCCAUGUUGUAUAUAUUAUUAAAAUAUCUGAAACUCUCAUUGAUCGCAAGAAAGGAAAUACACUAAACUUUCCAUGCAUCGAAAUAUGACGCUACUGACGCUAGAUUAAUUUGAGUUCUUUAGAACUUUUUUAUUAAACAAUUUAUCACGGCUUUUGAAAAUAUAAGGUUCGAUAUACAUUUAAGUUUUAUUUGAAUUCAAGCAUACAGAAUUUUUUCCGUCUCACGGAGGUUAUUUGCUAAACAUCAUACUUUAAGUUUCUGGUGUCGGAUUUUCGGUAACAAGUCUAGAUUGUGCGAAAUUCGGAUUUAAUCGAUUUUAAAGUUUUUUGUUUAUUGCUGUCAUAGUGACAUUGAUUUUACUAAAAACUGCAUUUUGGCAAACUUCAAUUCAUACUCAAUCACUGGUGAAAAUUUUGCGGCGAUCGAACAAGGAUAAAAUCACUUUUAAGGCGAUUGAAAAACAUCGGUAUGUUCUCCGAGAAACUGUAUCGAAACACCUUAAAGAGUCAAAAAUGCUAUUCGGGGAGUGGGGAAAAAAGCGUCGAGAAACUUGGUAAAAUUUCCGAGAACUGAUCUUUGUUGACUUGCAAGUUUUGCGUCUUUGGGAAUACUAGAGUAGCAUUUAAGUAUAGCUCGUGAUAAAAGGUGAUUUGUUCGGCAUGCGGAUAUGUGAUAUACCUAGUCUUGAAUGGUGCCUCUCUCUCGCAUGGUUUAUUAACCAGGAUUUUUAUUCUUAUUAUAAAUGUUUUAUAGGUACGGAAACAGAUUUCUUUGCCGGACUUCGAGGCUGUCGUUGUUUGGAAAAUCAUUAUCGAACCAAUAUGUUUAAAGAAUGCAAAAAAUGCGAAGUAGGAUUGGAAUGCAAGGAUGAUUACGCAACCUUGAAAUCCGGUUAUUGGUGGAGUUGGAGGAUCGAGUCUUACAAAGAGCAUUACCGACAUUUCUUAAAAAAUCUUUUGACAUCUACACCAGCAUUAGGAAAAACCGAUGUACAAUAUCCUCACCCAAUACCCACGCCAUACAGAUGUCCACUAGAAGAAUCCUGUGAAGGUGGCUUAGAUUCUCGUUGCAAGAUUGGUUACGAAGGCCCACUUUGUAGUGUCUGCAGUUCACGGUAUUAUAAACAGUUCCAUUCAUGCAAGAGAUGUCCAUCGAUGACUUGGAUAGCUGGGCAGUUGUGUAUCAUUGCUGCGAUUAUUUUGAUAAUCGUUGCAUUUUCUGCGUGGUCAAAAAAGGUGAAAAACGGGAAAAAAGAAGGAAAACACUCAUUAACAGACACGUUUUUAUCCAAGAUCAAGAUCGUUAUCGGCUUUUAUCAGGUCACCAAUGGUUUGCUAGAUGCAUUCUCUUACAUAUCAUGGCCGGAUUCUCUUCAAUUGAUUGGCAAGUAUUCAGCCAUUCUGCAGCUGGGCGUUCUUGAAAUAGCGCCAGUUAGCUGUAUUUUUGAUGGAUUGCAUGUUGACGCUUUUGGAAACCUUCUUGCGAUAAUGACAAUAAAUGCCUGUUUGAUCGGAUUUGCUUGGAUAAUUUACUUUUCCCGUAAAGCUAUCAUUUCGCAAAAUCGUCGUUUAGAAGAAGAGGAAAUGUACCACAAAAUUUCAGAACUAAAAGAAACAGUUUAUAGAAACUUGUUUUUUGCCCUGUACGUGACAUACCUAAGCACAUGCUCUAAAGUAACCUCCGUCCUGCCAAUUGCUUGCUGGAAAUUAUGUCAGGACAAAGAAGACGAGAACUGUUCUGAGUAUCUGAGAGCAGAUUACAGCGUAAAGUGCGAUGAUUCAAGGUAUAAGAACCUGGCAAUUACUGCCUACCUCUCAGUUGUCUAUAUCAUCGCACUACCAGUUGCGACUUUUAUCUCUCUUUGGAGAUGUCGAAGAAGCGAAAACUCCGCAAACGGCAAGAUAUCUGAGGGUCGCGACACGGAAUUGGUUAGAGGGCUGAGUUUUCUAUUCGAAGACUACAAAGACCGUUCCUGGUAUUGGGAAAUGGUUGAGAUGUCUCGGAAAAUGAUCGUUACAUCGGGUCUUGUCAUGGUGGGGAGCGAAACAAGGUCUUAUGUUGGCUUGACCUGGAUCAUUGGAGGAAUGUAUGGGAUACUUUUUUCCUGUGUCAGGCCCAUCCAAGAUGAUUCUCAGAACAGACUGAUGACGGCAUCUCUUGCAGUGACUAUUUUAAACUUGGGAAUUGGAGCUGUGAGUAGGAUUCCCGCAGAGAACCUACCUGCUUCAGACAUUACCGACAUGAACAGUGUGGCUUUCGACAUAUUGAUUCUCGGAGCAAAUACUCUCGUUAUGGGACUUUUGAUUCGUAAGAUGUUUUUCUUUUACUUAAAUUGUACUACUUAAUUAAGGUGGCUUGAUAGAGUUUUUCAGGGGCAAUACCUCCCAAGUUUUGAGUACAAACUACGACGCCACGUUAACAAAGAUUUGGACAAAUUACCACCACAACUGUAGAUAAAGAUGAAAAUUUGUUGCGAUCAGGGUUACAAUAACAUCGGAGUUGUCAUAGCAACGAAUUGACGCCAUUACCUGUUCUUCCAAAACAGUUCACGGCAUCUUUUUCCUCUUAUUACCGCCUCGAUGUUCGUGAUGUUUAAUCGUUAUCAGCAUAUUUUUGGAAGAGGUUUGUUGGAAGAAAUUUCCGACAAAAAAUUAGCAAAUUGUAGCUCUUAUUUGACUUCCUUAUAAGAUUUCAGUAAUCUUGAAACUCAAAGAUUAUUUAAAAUGACGAUUUAUUUCGAGAAUCUUUACUUUUAAAAAAACAGAUUUCGCUUAAACUUCAAGAACAUCGAGAUGCCUGUUAGAGAAAACCGCCUCCGUGAACGGUUUUGGAAGAACAGUUCACAGUUCCGCGAAAUACUGCGUCCUUUCGUUGCUAUGCAACUCCGAUGUCAUUUUAAGCCUGAUCGUAACAAAUUUUCAUCUUUAUCUAACACGGCUGUGGUGGUGAGAUUUUCAAAUCUUUGAGGUAUUGACCCUGAAAAACUCUAUCUGGGCUGGGUGGGUUAUCUGUAAGGACACUCUAAAAUUGGAUCUUCUCUCUGUUGUUUAUUCUGCACUAUAUGGUGGAAGUGAUUUUCAUCAUAAUUAAUUCGGCUCUCGCGUACUAAACAACCUUCCACGUGUAUCCAUAAUUUGAUCGUUAUACUCCAACUGUCUUUGUUGUUUUUUUCUUUUUGUAUAGUUAACUAUACAGAGCAAUUGUAUGUUUUUGUUAAGGAAUGGCGCAAAAAUCCACAAUGGUCAGUCUCUUGCUGCUUGGCUUUUGUUCUUCCUCUACUUUCACUGCCGGGAGAAAUAAGUAGCUUGACAAGUACGAACGUCCUGCGCACCCAGCUGGAUUCAGGACAGAUGGAAAUGAGCACUAUUGCAGGUGCCGUAAAGGAAAUUGGCGUAACUGAUAUCACUCUUGGCGAAAACGACGGCGACGGAUUUGAGCAGAAAGAUCAUCCUCCCAAACAGAUUCAGAACAUUAAAGAGAGAAAUGACCAAAGCGUACAAACAGCGAUAAGGACACCUACCUGA